AUGUGCAUCGCUGCCCACCUUCCUGGGGGAGAUGCUGCUCUCAGCUGCACAAUCACACUCCCCCUUGGAAGUCUGGAUGAGCCCCAGGUGCUGCACUUCCUGCCAAGUGUCAUCAUGACCACCCUGUCCUCUCAGAUGACACUCUCAGCAUUAGAGAGGCAGAUCUUCGACUUCCUUGGCUUCCAGUGGGCGCCCAUUCUUGGCAAUUUUCUGCAUAUAAUUGCCGUCAUAUUGGGUUUGUUUGGAACCAUUCAGUACAGACCUCGAUAUAUUGUGGUGUAUACAGUAUGGACUGCCCUCUGGGUCACCUGGAAUGUGUUUAUUAUCUGCUUCUAUUUGGAAGUAGGUGGGCUCUCUAAGGAUACAGACCUAAUGACAUUCAACAUCUCUGUGCACCGGUCAUGGUGGCGGGAACACGGGCCCGGCUGUGUCCGAAGAGUACUGCCCCCGUCAGCCCACGGCAUGACGGAUGAUUACACGUAUGUCUCUGUCACCGGCUGCAUUGUUGACUUCCAGUACCUGGAGGUCAUCCACAGUGCCGUCCAAAUCCUACUCUCUUUGGUUGGUUUUGUGUAUGCCUGUUAUGUGAUCAGUAUUUUCAUGGAAGAAGAGGAUACCUUUGAUUUCAUAGGUGGACUUGAUGCACACUCCUACUGCCAGGAUCAUGUUACGUUAAAGCCUGUUCAUCUGUAA
Molecule: messenger RNA, 693 nt
Organism: Budorcas taxicolor (takin)
Lineage: Eukaryota; Metazoa; Chordata; Mammalia; Artiodactyla; Bovidae
Gene: NKAIN3
Product: sodium/potassium transporting ATPase interacting 3
Exons: 6
Coding region: 1-693 (230 amino acids)
Biological process (GO): regulation of sodium ion transport
Source: RefSeq, a predicted model, not a curated record